AACGAAAGUCUGGGAAAGCAGCGGGAAAGGAGAAGUGAACCCAGUGUUUGGCAGGACUUAAAAAGGAGUGAGAUUUGUGUCCCAGACUUCAGAAGAUAGAAGCACAUUUUGGGACGACAUCACUUUAAUAACCAGAGGAGAGAAGUCUGCGGUUAAAAAAUGCUUGCAUAUCGAAAUAUAUUCACUCUGUGGCUCCUGCUACUUCUCCAUGUCUCUGGAAGUGCAAAGAGAUUGAACAUGUUUGGCAGAGGAAGAAACCCUGUGCUGCAGGAGGGUGAUGUGAGGCUGUUUGGCGGUGUGUCCGAGGGCCGUGUGGAAAUCUACCAUGAGGGGAAAUGGGGAACAGUGUGUGACGACGGCUGGGACAUGGCUGAGGCCCAGGUCGUGUGUCGUCAGCUCCACUUCCCCAGAGCCAAAUCUGUUGUCAUUGGGAAGAACUACGGAAAAGUGUCUGGACCUAUUUGGCUGGAUGAUUUGACAUGUAAAGGCACAGAGACAUAUCUGUCUACCUGUGCUUUCACAAGCUGGGGAACAACAGACUGCACUCACAAAGAGGACGUUGGAGUUAUUUGUGAGACAAGCGGCACAAAUGCUACCAACAGUGAUUCUCUACACUCGCUGGACCACAGUAUCAGUCUGUCGGAUGAGCGUGGCCAAAUCUUUGACAGCGGGAACGGCUGUGACUUCCUGAUCACAGUCCAGAGUGAUACUGGAAACAAACAUGAGGACGGGACCCCAGAGUUGGUUGGGACAACGAUUUGCGUGCACAAAUUGAUCUUCUCACAAUUCCCGCUCUUCAAUGCUUCAGAGGGGAUCGCUAACAUCACGGUCAGCCAGUCUUGCCAACCACAUUUCACCUCCUUCAUCAGGUACAUUUACACCCGCAAGAUAGAUGUGGCAUUCUCCUCCGUGCAGUGCCUCCACUGGAUGGCUUAUAGAUUUGGGGUGAUGGAGCUGAUGGAGGACACAGGCCGGAUGUUCUCUAAAAUCCUACCAGAGGACUCCUUGUUCCACACCCAGGUGUCCCUUUACGAAUAUGCAGUGGAGACUGGGGACUUUGUCCUGGAGGAGAUCUGUCUUCAGUAUCUGGCCUGGAACUUCCAAAAUCUGACCAGCUCCCCUGCUUGGACCCAACUCUCCGUUGAACUCCUUAGAUCCCUUCUGCUCCGCUCAGACCUGGUGGUGCCUGAUGAAUAUGAUCUGCUUCAGACUGUGGAGAGCUGGAUCACUGAGAAGGGCAGCUCGACCAGUUUGAAAACCCAGGCUGACCUGUUGCGUCUCAUUCGUUUCCCUCUGAUCCCUGCCGAGUCACUGUAUGGCCUGGAGUUCAACUCUUCUCUCUACAGCACUCAUAAGAAUAUAUAUCAGGAAAACUCCUUGAAAGCGUUCCAGUUCAAUGUUCUGCUCUUCAGCAAUCUUGUGUCCAACCCAAAGUUCAACGCAGAAGAUGAUAUUUACCGGCCAAGGAUCUACACCGCUGAGCCAUGGAGCACUGCUAUGACUACGACAUCCGAUUCUUACUAUAACACUCAAUACAGCUAUCAUUACGAUCAAGCCGCAAGCAAAAGCUUCACUACACCUGUCCACAGCAGCCUGAUCUUUCAGCACAACCAGAUUUCCUGGGAAGCUAAUAUCUUAAAGAACCAAAAUGAGUGUUCAAACCGAGGGGUGACGUGCAAGUCAUUCCCUAUGGCAAGGCUGUCUACAGGAAGCGUGCCUCAGCAGAAAAACAUCCUCUUUCGUAACAGGCUGCUGCUGAUGUGUCAAGGCAAGUACAUCUGUCAGGUUCAAGACUUCAAGGAAAACCUGGCUUAUAUCGUUGAGAAUGGGACCCAGGUUGUUGCCUAUCCCUGUCCUGAUGACCAGUACACCUACCACUUUGUAGUGAGACCAGAGUACGUCUGAUCCAAUAGCAAGGCCCGGCUCAAUGUUAUUCACAUCUGAUCAAUUUCUCUGCUUAUUAUUCAAUAGAUUGCAAUGAUGCUGCAAUAUUAUCCGUGUGUUUGGUUUUUUUCUCCCAUUAAUCUGUUGAUUAGCUACAAAUGUAUCACCUAUCUGUGCUUUAACGUAAAUAUAAUUUUCUGCUUUUAAUUAAUGAAAUGGCAAAUAAAUAGAGAUAUCUAUAUCUAUAUCUA
Molecule: messenger RNA, 2135 nt
Organism: Cottoperca gobio
Lineage: Eukaryota; Metazoa; Chordata; Actinopteri; Perciformes; Bovichtidae
Product: galectin-3-binding protein A-like
Exons: 6
Coding region: 160-1905 (581 amino acids)
Cellular component (GO): membrane
Source: RefSeq, a predicted model, not a curated record